AAUAGCCGCAUCCGACUCUAGUUACUAGUUGCUAGGGAAGUCAACGUUGUUUUGCAUGGUACUUUGUCUCACAAAUCAACAACAGUCUAGAAUUCAGGUCCCAACUCAUUGUUAAAUAUGGCGAAGUUAGUGCAGGCACCAACACGAUUCACACACCAGGACUGGACUACUUCAAAUUUGACAAAAUAUGCUAAUGCAGAGUCAGAAAGAGCUGCUGCAGAAAGACUAGUUGAUGAAUCCAACAGACUUUCAGAUGAAACUGAAAAGAGAACAGAAAAGACCCAGAGGGAUGUGAACAAGAAAUUCCAGCAGAGAUUAGAUGACAUUCGAUACUGGAAGAAUGAACUUGAUGACAAACUAGCUGGGAUCACCACAGAAAUUGACAACUUACUGGCAUUUAAGACCCGAAUAGAAAAAGCCCUAGAGGCCACAAAUGAGCCUCUUCACAUUGCAAGACAAUGUCUUAUGAACAGAGAGAAGAGGAAGGGUAUUGACCUGGUGCAUGAUGAUGUACAGAAGGAACUUAUUAAGGAGGUGGAGGCUAUAGAGGGCGUGCAGGCUCUCCUUCAAAGGUCCCUUGAACAGGCCACAGAGCAAGUCAGGUUAAACCGGAAGGCCAAGUUCCAGCUUGAGAAGGACCUGAAGGACAAGUUCUCUGUGCUGUCCAUUGAUGAGUAUUGUGAGCAGCUCAGAAACAACUCCCCAGGCAUCGCAUUCAAACAAGGCACUGCCAAGAUUGAGGCCAAUUCUGUGUCACCUGAGGACUGGCAGGAUUUUUCCCAUGAGAACAUUGAGAAGGCGGAGAGGGAACGUCAGAGCUCUGUGGCUCUCCGCUCUCUUGUGGAUGGCAUCCUUCAACAGACCUCUAACGACAUGCGCAAACAGUGCCGUGAGGUUAACAUAUCCUUUGAGAAGAGGAUCAAUGAAACUAAGGACACCAAGAGCAAACUUGAGGAUCAUCUUAAUAAGGUUCUGGCCCAGAUGGCUGAAAUGGAGGAGAAUAUUGCACGCCUGCAGAAGGCCAUCCAGGACAAGGAGGCACCCAUGAAGCUCGCCCAGACACGACUUGACACUCGCACAGAGCGCCCUAAUGUAGAGCUGUGUCGUGACCCCGUCCAGUACCGCCUCAUUGAUGAAGUGCACGAGAUCAAUUGCUCUGUGUCCCAGCUUCAGGAGCGUCUCGCCCAGGCGGAGGCCUCCCUGAAGGGCCUCAUCCGUAACCAGCUCUCCCUGGAGGAAGACAUUGAUGUCAAGUCCAACACGCUCUUCAUUGACGAGGUCGAGUGCAUGGGCAUGAGAAAGAGCAUCAACAUACAGAACUUCUAAUAAAACACCAAGGACCUUUAGCUGUGUUAUAUUAAUGUGGUUUCUUUAAACCAAUGUUGGUAUCAUUCAUUGGGAGCCAUAAAAAUGUAAAAUAUUUGUAAACAAAUUGUUUUGAAUCUGAAUGAAAUAUUUUUUUAGAACAAUUAAAUGCAUGUAUAAUAUAUUUACUUUAUAACCAAAGGUUUAAGGAAUAUUUACUUGAAUCAAGUUAAGUGACUUUAUAUCCUUAAAUGAAUUUUUAAUAAACGAAAGUGAGCAUCUGAACAUGUUUUCUCUUCAAUAACAAAUUGAUGUUACUUUCGUGCAAAAUAAUAGAAUGAGCAAGGUUCAUUGUAGGCCAAAAUAUUAAUUCUUAUUCAGAUUUUUUAUAAAUGCCAGCGAAAUACAACAAAAACAAACAAUAUGUGGAUGCUAUAUUUCUUUUCUACUUGUGGAACUAGUGGAUGCAAUUUCAAGAUUUUUUUUACUGCAAGUUUAUAAAAUCAUUUCUUAUAGCUGCGAUGCAUGUCAUUUUGAUUUUUCUCAAUUCUAAACUGCCUCAGCAUUUCAUACUACUGUUGCAAGGGUCUGCAUAUCAUGCUUAGGAGUGAGUGGUUUAUAAUCCUGUUCUUACUACCUUUUCUGUCACCUGCAUUUUGGUUUACUGUUAAUCAAUGAAUAUGUAUCUACAUUGUAUGUAUAUUUGUGACAUUAUAUUGUGUAUGAUAGUUGUGAUGAACCAUUACUGUGAUCUUUUGUGAAUGUGAAUACACCAAACUUCAAGCACACCAACUGUUUCUUCAUGUUAAUUCCAUAAGGUUACUUUCAAGUCUGAUUCUAUGAAACAUGUUUACUUUUUCUGUGUGUUAUAUGCAGUUUAAACAUGAAUCACCAUCAAUGUUUACAGUAAUUUUUGUGUAUAUGUAUUCUGUAUUCUAUUAUGGUUUUUACAGAAGCUGUGAUCUUUAAGGUAUUAUGUUAGUUUCGUUUUAUUUUAAGGACAUUUAUGAAAUUUUUAAUAAAUGACAAUACAAAGAA
Messenger RNA from Mya arenaria, 2343 nucleotides. RefSeq names its product tektin-1-like. The coding region runs from base 118 to 1326 and encodes 402 amino acids. Gene Ontology annotation, biological process: cilium movement involved in cell motility; cilium assembly. The transcript has 7 exons. The record is from RefSeq and is a predicted model, not a curated record. NCBI's taxonomy places the organism in Eukaryota, Metazoa, Mollusca, Bivalvia, Myida, Myidae. Gene Ontology annotation, cellular component: nucleus; microtubule cytoskeleton.